Cyprinus carpio (common carp) is the source of this 1923-nucleotide messenger RNA. RefSeq names its product flavin reductase (NADPH)-like. The record is from RefSeq and is a predicted model, not a curated record. Lineage: Eukaryota; Metazoa; Chordata; Actinopteri; Cypriniformes; Cyprinidae.
UCCGCAGAGGCAUUUCACGUCGUUAUCUUUGAGGAGGAGUCAUGCAAUAACAUAUGUCAUUUCCGGACAUUUGGUAAGCAGGUUAUAUCACAUGCAGGAGAUAGUUCAAACAAAACUAACUUUUCGUGACGUUAUACGCAAAUUCCUGAAUAGAAGGUUCUGUCCGGAUUAAUCAUGAAGAUUGCAGUAGUCGGCGCGACUGGUCAAACCGGGCAGCAGCUGGUCAGUCAGGCUCUUCAGCAAGGACACUCCGUCACUGCCCUCGUCAGAAACCCGGGGAAACUGACGGUAACGCACGAUAACCUCAAGGUGGUUGAAGCAGACAUUUUCUCAGAAGACAGCCUGAAACUGCACUUCAAAGGUCAGGAUGCUGUGUUGUCCUGUCUUGGCUUUCCAAUCUCAUUUUUUUAUGGAGUCACUGGCUACACUCAGUCUAUGAUGGCAGUAUUAAAUGCUAUGCGUGAAGUCAAAGUCAAUCGAAUCAUCACCAUGACCUCAUGGUACACUGACCCAAAUUCAGGCUCCAAUUCUUCCUAUUUCAUCCGCUUCAUGUUGCUUCCCAUGAUCAGAAGUGUUCUGAACAACAUGUAUGAAAUGGAAAACUUUCUCAAGCAGACUGAAGACAUCAACUGGACUGUUGUCCGGCCACCUGGUCUCAAGAAUACACCAACAACAGCCAAUGAGUUCCUCACUCAUGAAGGUUAUUAUGUCCCUGAUGAAAAUGGUCUGCCAAUCGGCCAGUCUGUGUCAAGAGGAGAUGUGGCUCGUUUCAUGCUCUCUCUACUCAAUAAUAAUGCUUGGAUGAAGAAAGCUGUUGCUAUCAUCACCAAAUAAUGAAAAAAUAAAACCUUGUAAAAACACUGAAAUGAAAUUGAAGAGCAAAGAAAUAACAAUACGCUGCAUGUGCUCUUUUUUCCUCAAAUAUACUGUAUACGAAAUGUGAAAUUAAAUGUAAACAGCCGUAUUUUUAACAAGGAAACUACUCAUUUAUGAUCUUUAUUAAUUUAAUAAUAUUAAGCCUUCAUGCAUAUUCGUUUAUGUUCAUUUCCUGCAUAACACAAAACACAUCAAUCCUUAUUUCUUAUUGUGAUGUCCUUUCCAACUUAAGAUUUUCACAAUAUAUAACUGACAAAACAUUAUAAACAUCAUUAGGAAAAGUUUCUUGACCUUCUAAGCUAUAAUCCUGUCUAACAGAAGGUCUGUUGUUAUUGAUGUUUGUAUUAUAAUUUUUUUUUUUAGUUUUUGAGUAUGUUAUGUUCAUAAAUGUAUUACAUUUCUGUUGAUUUUUUACAGUACACUAUAUUCAGAUUUUACAGUUUAUAUGGAUUUUAUGCAGUUACACUACAUGAAUACGUGGAUGUUCAGGUUAAAAUUAUGACUAUAUUUAAAUGUUAAAUAGUACAAAAUGUAUUUAACAUUUAAAUAUAUGUUAAAUAGUACAUCAGCACAGUGAUUUUUGCCUGCUAUUAAACAUAUAGUUGUAAUCUAUGUAUAAAAAUAUAAAAAUGCAUCACUGAAGUAGACUACAACAAUAUAACAAAGUAUCUUUAGAGAAGAGCUGUAGUUCCUCACACAAACCACUAGAAGGCGCUUCACUGUGCUAGAAGCGGCUUGCAUUUGGUGAAACAGCCAGUUCAGCACGGACACACAGAAAUCCGAUUUUUGGAACCAAAUACUUGUUGAAUGACGACUUUAUCUGCCAUUAUUGCUGGUUGUUUGUUGUUGAGCAAGUGAAUUAAUUAAUUUUUCCUUUAAGAUGCAGUCUGCCAUGAACUUUAUGCAACUGGUGUCUUAUGGCCACAUGAGCGCAGUGUUGCACGGUUUUUAAUAAACCACUUGUAUACCCUGCCUAUACCGAUGUCUUCAAGUCCUACAUUAAGUGUCAUACAUUGAUUGAGUAAAUUAUGGCCAAUAAAAUUAAGA